Messenger RNA from Diuraphis noxia (Russian wheat aphid), 910 nucleotides. Its product is annotated as sideroflexin-2-like. The record is from RefSeq and is a predicted model, not a curated record. Gene Ontology annotation, cellular component: mitochondrial inner membrane. Gene Ontology annotation, molecular function: monoatomic ion transmembrane transporter activity. Lineage: Eukaryota; Metazoa; Arthropoda; Insecta; Hemiptera; Aphididae. Gene Ontology annotation, biological process: serine import into mitochondrion; monoatomic ion transport.
AUGUCUAAUACUGAAUAUAGAAAUGGAUCAAUUUCAAAUGAUGAUAUCACAGAUACAAAGCUGUUAUGUGCACAACAAAUCUACGAAAAUGUUAUUCACCCAGACACGAAUGAAGUUCAAAAUCGUUUUGGACGAUUGUCAUUUAUACCCAUCGGAAAAUCAUUAUUAGUUGCUGUUCUAUUGUCCCAAUUGACAAGGAAUUCUUCCAGCUACACUUGGCAUGGUCUCAAUCAAUCAUACGAUUCAUUAGUAAAUUUCACCAACCGUAACGGUGAUACCAAAUUCAUUCCAACUAAUCAAGUUAGAUUCGGAAUAACCAUUUUGGCUGCCACAGGAACAUCGACUUUAGCUGCAUUUCACAUUGAAAAAAUUCUCCUUAGCAAGAUAUGUCAUCCAAUACUUUAUCGAUGCGUCCCAUUGAUAACAUUCGCGGGUGCCAGUUUUAUUAAUGUGCCAAUUAUGAGACACAAAGAAAUCAUAGACGGUGUAAGAAUAUAUGACUGCAACAAAGAAAAAGUUGGAUAUUCAAGAUUAGCUGGAUUAAAAGGCAUAGGAGAAACCAUAGUUACUAGAAUUAUAUUGCUUGCUCCAGGAGUAGUUUUAAUUCAAUAUUUGGAAAAUGUUUUGGAUAACAAAAGCUGCUGGUUUAGAAAAAAUAAAUGGGCACAUUUACCUUUUAAUACAAUUGGAUUUGGAAUUAUACUCAUUGGUAUGCUCCCAACAGCAUGUGCUGUAUUUCCACAAUUUAGGAUGUUAAAGGCGAAAAGACGGCUCGGAAUAGGACAGCUCUCAGUCAGGCUCGGAGAGGUGCCGCUAUUAUAGGGUUGCGAGGUGCUACAGGACCGUGUCUGAUAUGGCAGCUCUGGUCUUAGCUAGAAUGCCUCCAGCCCACCUGCUGGCCGAUGAGCGA